AGAAAAGGAGCUCCGUUUCAAACAACGAUGGGGGAAGUUUGCGAGAAGAACUGGAAGUCAUGUCUUUCUGUUGUUUGGAGAAUAAGUAACGUUUUAAUGUCCGUCUUCUUUGCUUUGGCUUCAUAUGUUCAGAUCAAUGACCCAGAUGCAGGUUUAUGGAUGGCGGGUUAUGGAGUUCCUGCGGUGCUUUGUGCAUUUAUUGGUUUCAGACCUCAUUUGACAGAGACUUUGCCCUGGAGGCGAGUUGCUGAUCUCCACCUAAUGAUCUCCAGUGCAGCUAUCUUCAUAUUAGGGUGGAAACUUUACAGAGAACAAGUCACGCAGAUCUUCCAGCAGGAGGAGGGCAGAGAAUUUUCUGGUCUAACGCUAACGGCUGUUUGGCUCCUUUUGUGUCGCCACUCUGGAAGAGGCCCUGUUGGGAUGCUGCGAGUCUCCACAGCUGUUGGCAUCACAGUUUUCCCGAUUGUGGCUUGGCUUUACUACCACUUCAAUAAGGAGCUGAGAUCAGACUGGCCUUCACACUGUAAAACUGCAAUUUAAAGGAGCUAUAUUUGAGGUUGUCUGCUUUUUAUAAACUUUUUUGUUGUCUGUUGGAAAGCCCGAUCCUUUACCAAAGAAAUGCUGUUUUUUGUGGACCUGCUUAAUAAAAAGGCAUUAAAAACAAUAAUU
Molecule: messenger RNA, 669 nt
Organism: Cyprinodon variegatus (sheepshead minnow)
Lineage: Eukaryota; Metazoa; Chordata; Actinopteri; Cyprinodontiformes; Cyprinodontidae
Gene: tmem220
Product: transmembrane protein 220
Exons: 6
Coding region: 28-540 (170 amino acids)
Source: RefSeq, a predicted model, not a curated record